CUAGAGCCUAGUUAGAGGGGGGAAGAAUAGAGGGAGGUGGUCCCCGGAACCUUUUGGGAACAACUUCGGGAGUCAUGUAUUUUUCCUUUAAAUGCGUUCUUUUCUUGCAGGCUUUAAGCCUCUUCUCUCUCAUGCAGGGACAAAAACUGGAGGAAAGUAUGGAAGAAGUGAAGAUAGAAGUUCUGCAUCUUCCAGGAAACUGUUCUUCCAAAAGCAAGAAGGGGGACCUGCUAAAUGCCCAUUAUGAUGGCUACUUGGCAAACGGCACCAAAUUCUACUGUAGCCGGACACAAAAUAAAGGUCACCCAAAAUGGUUCGUUCUUGGUGUUGGGCAAGUAAUAAAAGGCCUAGAUAUUGCUAUGAUGGGCAUGUGCUCUGGAGAAAAAAGAAAAGUGACAAUACCUCCUUCACUGGCCUAUGGAAAGGAAGGCUAUGCACAAGGCUUGAUUCCACCAGAUGCAACACUGAUUUUUGAGAUUGAACUCUAUGCCGUGACCAAAGGACCUCGAAGCAUUGAAACAUUUAAACAGAUAGAUGUGGACAACGACAAGAAACUUUCUAAACCUGAGAUCAAUUAUUACUUGAAAAAAGAAUUUGAGAAAGAUGAUAAACCACGUGACCAGUCAUAUCAUGAUUCCGUGUUAGAAGAUAUUUUUAAGAAAAAUGACCACGAUGGAGAUGGCUUCAUUUCUCCCAAGGAAUAUAAUGUAUAUCAACAUGAUGAACUAUAGAAUAUUCUUUCUAAAUUCAUUUAGCUAUCUUUUGUAUUUUCUACAAAAUUAUUUUUAUCCAAAUUUUGCUUAUUUUUUCCCUACAAGGCCACAUGUUGAUACCUCUAAAAUAUUAAUUUCUGAACCUUUUGUAAAUGUUUGAUAAUAAAUUAUAAUGUACCCCAAAAAGGAGUGAAAUUGGGUAAUAAUUAUAUGUUCUGUGCCAAAUUUAGUAAUGACUAUAAACACAGAUUUCAGGGGUUUGGGGGUUGUUUUUUUUUUCCCUUGGCAGAGCAAUGAGAGUUAAGUGACUUGCCCAAGGUCACACAGCUAGUAAGUGUCAAGUGUCUGAGGCCAGAUUUGAACUCAGGUACUCCUGAAUCCAGGGCCAGUACUUUAUCCACUGUGCCACCUAGCUGUCCCCAAAAGAUUUUUUUUUUGCACAUAUUUCAGUAUUUUGAUGAAGCAGCCAACAUCUCAGACUCAAAAUUUCCAAAGCUUUGACUCAUCUUGCCUUCCUUUCCAGCUUCCCUAUAUCUGAUGAUGAUGACAUCAUCCUUCUAGGCAUCCAGCCUUAAAACCUUGGAAUCAUAUUUGACUUUUUCUUCAACCCCUAUAUCCAGUCAUUUACCAAAGAUUAUCAUUUCUAUCUCUGCCACAUUUUUCAUCUAUUCCCUUCUCUCCACUCCCACUACCAAUAAUUUAGGCUUAUAUUAUCCCUUAUCUGAACUAUUGUAAUUACCUUUUUUUUUGCGGGGCAGUAAGGGUUAAGUGACUUGCCCAGAGUCACAGCUAGUAAGUGCCAAGUGUCUGAAGCCGGAUUUGAACUCAGGUCCUCCUGAAGCCAGGCCCAGUGCUUUAUCUAGUGAGCUACCUAGCUGCCCCUAGAAAGCCUACCCAUUCUUUUUUUUGUAAUUGCUUUUUAACUGAUCUUUUUCCUUCCAACUUCUUUAUCUUCCAACUCAUCCUUCACACAAUUAGCAAAGUAACUCUCUAAAUGGGCAACUCUGAUCACCACCUCACAUAGUGUAUAUACUCCUAGGUAAUCAUAGACAAAAAUCUAGUAUAUACCAAAAUAUUCAUUGCAACAUUUUAUGGUAAUACAGAAUUGGAAAGUGGGUGUCCAUAGAUUAGACGAUGGUUAAAAAUACUGAAGUAUAUGAAUUUAAAGAAAUCUUGUUAAAUAUAAAUAUUAAAUAUUCUGUUCAUUCACAGUGAACCUGAGGAAUUCAGAGAAAUAUGUGAAUUGAUCUUAACAAAUGGAAUCAAGAGACUUAAGUACACAAUGAUUAUAGUAAUAUAAAUGAAAAGAUCACUAAAAGGAAACUGGACUCAGAAUAACUGGGGAAAAAAAUGAAAGUCCAGGAAGACAGAUAAUGAAAUUUACCUUCUCCAUCAUGGUAGAGAAGUGGGAGACUAAGAGUACAAACACUGUACAUGUCAAGUUCAUUUAUGUUAGAUGUUUUUGCUUAAUUGUUGGUCUUUGCCACCUUGGGAGCUUCACUUCCCUCACUGGGGAAGAUUGAAAUGAUUCACGUAAAGAUAAAAGGCAUUACUAAAACACUUGUAAAGGACUUGUCAUUUAAAUUAUGUUAGCAAAAAUCUAAAAAAAUAUGAGUAAAAUAAUUUUUAUAGAGCUUGUUGUAAAAUACUUCAAUACGCUUUUACUUCGUGUCAUCUUCAAGUAAUUGGCUUUAUACACUUUUCUAAAUAUUCUAACAAUAGCCUCUCAGAAAAUUUACUUAAUACUAAAAUCAUACUGUUAUAAAAGUAUAGUUAAAAAAAACACCUGGAUAACUUGUCAUACUGACUCUUCAGCCUUCUACGGGUCAGAGAUAUAUGGUAUCUUCUGUGUAAUGCCAAACACAUUGUGAUUAUGCAGUAAAUGUUUGUUGAUCUGAAGGAUAUAAAAAUUGUUUUGUUCCAUAAUGAAUCGCACUCUAAUCAUCCUAUCCCUGCUGAUAAAAAUUAAAGUGGCUAAAGUCACAUUAAAAAAUAUUUUAGUUAGUGAAUACAAAGGUCUAUUUUGAAACCAUACUCUCUAUACAACAAAGAGUAAAUAAAAUUUUUCUGCAUAAACACAAGUAGAUCAAUGCUCUGUUAGUAUAAUACUGGCAUUUUAUAUUAACGUACACAGUUGUCUUAUGUCUCUAUAGAGAGCGAGAACCUGUGAAGUAAUAGUAAUUCUGAAUGUGUAUUUUAUAGUCAGUGUGGCACAAUGAAUGAGUCAUAAGCCAUGAAGAACUGGGUUCAAGCCCGGCAUCUUAACACAUACUAGCUGUAUGAUCCUGCUCCACCCAUUGUAUACGGUGCGGAGAAAGUGCUGACUUGCAUCUGUAGAGGGAGUUUCUUCACCUGGGAGUUCCUGAUACCUAUGAAAUCACAGGACCAGUCCUCAUCCCUAUAACUGUUUUUCAUUCUAGUUUUUUGGGGUGUUUUUUUGGUUUUGUUUUGGUUUUUUUGUUAUGUCUUCUUUUUAUAUAGGUCAAGUGACAUUAAAAAUUAGAGCCCAGGGGGGCAGCUAGGUGCACAGUGGAUAAAGCACUGGCCCUGGAUUCAGGAGGACCUAAGUUCAAAUCCAGCCUCAGCCAUUUGACACAUUACUAGCUGUGUGACCCUGGGUAAGUCACUUAACCCUCAUUGCCUCGAAAAAAAAAAAUUAGAGCCCAUUAAAUUUUGUUUGCAAAUUGUGGGUGCCUUGUAGCGAAAACAAAUAAAAUCUUCUAAACCCACGUACAUUAAAGUGCUUUGUUCUUAAAAAGCUUAACAAUAGAGAAAAAACAGGAGUCUGAGCUUUGCAGUAGGUUUCAAGUGUCAAUGAGGAACCUUAUAACCACAAAACUAUAGAGCAGAUACACAUUCAAUAAUAACAACCCACUUCCCAAUCUCUAGCUACUUCUCUUAACUUUGCUUAUGAAACCUUAUGCUUAGAGAAUUCUUAAUGUCCUUUUAAUUUGAUACGGCAAUUAAACAUGUAUGAUUACAUUAAAUUAUUAACAACAUUUUUCUCAUUUUACCAGAUCAUAGCAUAAAUGUA
Dromiciops gliroides (monito del monte) is the source of this 3747-nucleotide messenger RNA. RefSeq names its product FKBP prolyl isomerase 7 (gene FKBP7). The record is from RefSeq and is a predicted model, not a curated record. Gene Ontology annotation, molecular function: calcium ion binding; peptidyl-prolyl cis-trans isomerase activity. The transcript has 4 exons. NCBI's taxonomy places the organism in Eukaryota, Metazoa, Chordata, Mammalia, Microbiotheria, Microbiotheriidae. The coding region runs from base 75 to 731 and encodes 218 amino acids.